Molecule: messenger RNA, 1453 nt
Organism: Parasteatoda tepidariorum (common house spider)
Lineage: Eukaryota; Metazoa; Arthropoda; Arachnida; Araneae; Theridiidae
Source: RefSeq, a predicted model, not a curated record
AUCGUUGCGGCAGCUGCAGCCGAGAAGUAAAUUAAUCCGUACUCUUCUCGAGAUCAAUAGGUGGAAAAAGAACCUUCCGGCAACAAGCAACCCCCAGGGAGCAGAACAACCCUUUUUCAUCUACUUAAUUUUUUUUCUUCUUCUUUAAGUGCCGCUUCUGGUCGCAGAAACAACUUGAAACGUAAUUGCUCUCGAUUUUCCCUAUUAGAAUAUCGAACAAAUUUCUAUACUUCAAGGUAUGUAACACCAGGCGCCCUCAAAGCACCAUCAUGAAAUGGCGAAUAGCUCUUUGGAUAGCUUGCCUCUUAGUACUGCUGAUUAGUUUGUCAGAUGCAGCCCGAAAAGGCGGCAGAAGAAAAACAAAACAUAGGAAGAUGGGGUCAAGCAGAUUAAUAUUCUACACAAAUGCCAGGAGAAAAGAAUACUACGAUAAUGAAAAUGGUGCGAAAAUUAUCAAGGCAUCCCACUUUGAUUAUGAGUUCAUACUAGGCCACAAAAUAUCUUUCAUCUGUGCUGCAAAAGGUGAUCCUCGUCCCAGAAUCACAUGGUUUAAAGAUGGAAUUGAGCUUCACGCCCAUCCAUAUUUACAGAUUACAACAUGGCAGAAAGAGCAUGAUUACAUCAAGAGCAAGCUUGAAAUUACUCCAGCGAGACAAAUGGAUUCUGGGACAUACGAUUGCGAGGCUAACAAUAAAUACUCGAUAGACAGGCGCAGUUUCAAGGCAGAUUUUGGAUCCAUCAGCAAAUAAACCAGCCAGAGAGACAAUCCAAUCAAUCGGUGCGGUAGAUUAUUUUCACAAUUACUGCAUCAUCCAAUUUAGGCAUUUUAAACAUAUUUCUUUCCACUACACCACUAUAAAGAUUUCUUUUACACCUGGUGUUCUCAAAUGACAGCCCUUAAUGUAUAUUCAUAGAGUGCUACAUUGUUUGCCAUACAAAAUGUCGGAAAUUAAUAUGCACUCUUAGAUUUAAUCUUAAUAAUUGUUUCCAAUAGAUUUAAUGUUAGAAGGAUAGUUUUAAUUGUCUUAAAUAUUAAUAUAUAUGGGUUAAGUGAAUAAAUGGGUUAAGUGAAUAAUUUGCUAUUUACCAUAUUUUUUCCACAUUCAUUCCGUGAUAAAGUUAUAUUUUAAUAAGGAUUCAAAAAUUAUACAUGCACCUGUAGAUUAAGCAUGCAUUAGGAUUCUAAAAUCAUAAGGGUGUUGAUUUGAGAACACCUUGUGUAUCACUAUACACACAGAAAGAUGUUGUUAGUUUUAGCUAAUAUCUACCUCUUAAAACAACAGUGGAAGACACUAUUGCUCAAGAAAUGUCUAUAAAACAAUCUAUAUAUGUGUAUAAAUAUUUACUGUUGAUAUUCAGUGUAAAUAUUAUUCAAUGUGUACUAGCACUAACAAUAAUGUUAUAGCAAGUCACUGACUGUUUUUAAAUUUAGACUCAGAAUAAAAAAUUUCAC